This is a messenger RNA of Botrytis deweyae, 1074 nucleotides long. RefSeq lists its product as uncharacterized. The record is from RefSeq and is a predicted model, not a curated record. Lineage: Eukaryota; Fungi; Ascomycota; Leotiomycetes; Helotiales; Sclerotiniaceae. The coding region runs from base 1 to 1074 and encodes 357 amino acids. The transcript has 3 exons.
AUGGACAAAGUCGAAGUAACCAUGGAGGAAGAAGAGACAACAAUUGCAAACAAAGAGGAGCAAAAUUUGAUUCAAAUCCAUGAUGAUUACAAGAAUCCUGGUGCUGUUGCUGAAUGGGAGGAUUUUUUGAAGUCGGCUCACUACAGUGCAGUUCUUCCUGCAGGAUAUCUCGAAGUUCAAAAACUCCAAGAUGACCCGACAUUCUGCAUUCAAACCUUCCUUGACCCAUUGGAGAUGGAAGCUCGGUGCGCAACUCUCAUCACACAAUUCCAUGCUUUCAAGGGCAUUCCCCAGCAAACUCGACUACGUGUAUCCGAUCUUGCUUACUACAAUCUUGCGCAUGACACUGCUGAGACCGAAGUUUGGCGUGGAAUUCUCAACUUUCGUCGACCCGAUGCGACAUACCUCAAAGCUUCUCCUCAAUCUCAAAAAUGCGGAGACAGUUCCAUGGAAGAUCAUCCUGCUAAGGAAAGCUGGCACCCAGUCUUUGGCCACUUGGUUCGUCCUAUUCCCCGAGAGCCAAGCCUGAGAAGCUGGGGAUCGGAAGGUGAUCUUGCUGCUUUUCGCUGCGAGGGCACUUCUGCAAGACUCACGCGCGCACCCACUUUUGGUAGUAGCACUGCUUCAGAUCGCCAAUGGGUCUCGAAUGUCCUAAACGGUUACCUCAACGUUUCGGACGAGUGGAUCGUACACGAUGAGACUGGAUCGACUUCUCGUGGUCGUUCAGAGAGCGUUAUCAGCAAUUGCUCUGCACUCAUCAACCAUGAUCACGAGUGUACCGCUCCCUCGAACCUCUUCCCUGCUUCGCCCGUCAUCAACCUUGGUCCUGCUCCAGCUGCAACAGGUAUUGAAUAUACUGGCCCCAAUCCAUCAGCAACCCUCGACCAACGCCUGGACGAUCACGCAGAUGCACCUAUCGCCAGCGAGGAGGGAGACUUGGAGAGUGCUAGCCGUCGCAGAGUUGAGCGCCCCUACCUCAUCAUCUUCGUAAUUGUCAUGACCUGCUUCGUUGCCGGCUCAAUUGCUGCUAUUAUUGGAGCAUUUGUUUUCGCUGCUAGAAGAGGUAUCCUUUAG